This is a messenger RNA of Penicillium antarcticum, 1269 nucleotides long. RefSeq names its product ELL-associated factor. Lineage: Eukaryota; Fungi; Ascomycota; Eurotiomycetes; Eurotiales; Aspergillaceae. The transcript has a single exon. The record is from RefSeq and is a predicted model, not a curated record. The coding region runs from base 1 to 1269 and encodes 422 amino acids.
AUGGCUACCCCCACCCUCUCCGCCAUGAUCGAUCCCACCAAGCAAGCCGAGUACCCAAUUGUGCUGGGUGAGAGACUGGCCCAGAGAUCAGACACAAGCAGUCUGGUCAACAUUAAUUACAACUACAAGUCAAAGUCCGCCACCCCACAACACCGCUCAACCAUCACCCCCUCCCAAUCGCAAGAUCUAUACGACCUCUCCGUCACCGAUAAGGCCCCGAACGCCGAUCACGCACUGGCCUGGUCAUACAAGGGUAGCGAGGACCCGUCGAGCGAACAGAACCUGGUCCUGGUCUUCGAUCCAGAGCGUAAAGUCUUUGUACUCGAGCCGGUUUCCACAUCGUUCAAUUUCAACCUUCGGUCGGCGCCAGGAAAGACGGAAAAACAGGUCCGCGAACAGUACGAACAACUCCAGAUCAAGUACGAGGACGAGCCUACGAAUUCGGGCGAGGACCGGCAUGCAGGAGACACCAGCGACGACGAGGGUCCCGCCGAUCCAGACAACCCAUAUGACUGGCGACACUACCUCCCCAAGAACCGCGGGCCGGACAAUAAAUACUGUUUACCUUCGCAUAACACCACUCCGGAACCUUCUAUUGCAAGCCGAUCGAACACACCGGUGAUAGCAGCCACCAAGCCCGUUGCUGCGAAACCCUUUCCUCGACCGAAGCCACAAGCAAAUCCUCUGCGACAGAAGAAGCCAGCCGUGACACCGGCGGCCGUCAAACCUCCCGCCGCUAAACCUUCUCCAAAGCCAGCCGAGCCCGCCUCCCAGCCCGCUAGCCAACCUACUAGCCAAGCCGCUAGCCAGCCAGAAAUACUUGAGAUUGAAGAUUCUCGCUCGUCGGUCUCAGAUGCAGAGACAGGAUCUCAACAAGCCGGCCAAUCACCAAGCUCAAACAUCAUCAUUGACGGCGAUCUCAUUAUCGACAUGGGCUCUCCACCCCCAUCCCGCUCCUUCAAAGUCAACCCCGCAUACUUCUCCUCAAACAAUACACCAGCAAACGACGAAAACGGAGAAGAAGAAAUGGGCGAGUUCAGACUCCCCUCCCCAGUUGGCACAACCGCCCACCCAACCUCAUCAGCACCAGCAGGCCAAACCCAAGAAGACGAGGUCGAAGAUGACGACGCCCUGGCUGCAGAGAUGGAAGCCGCUUUCGAGGAAAGUGCCCGGGAAGAGGAGGCUCGCAGCCACCAGUACAGUCAGCCCACUACUUCCCGGCAGUAUGUUCCUAGUGAUGAUGAGAGUGAGGUUAGUGAGGAGGAAUAG